UUAAAAAAAACUGUAAGAUAGGAAAGGAAUUAAAAUGGUCGAUGCUUUGACAGAAGAGCGUAUCUCCGAAUUCAAGGAAGCCUUUGCGCUAUUUGAUAGAGAAGGAAAAGGCCACAUUCCGGUGUCAGAACUGGGAAAGUUGAUGAGAUCCUUGGGCUAUAGUCCAACGGAAGCGGAGAUUCAAGAAAUAAAAGAAGAAAUCGACCCGGACGGGAACGGAAUCCUGGAAUUUACCGACUUUCUAGUUCUGAUGACGAAAAUGAUGAGAGACGAAGACGACGAGGAAGAGAUAGUCGAGGCUUUCAAAGUCUUCGACAAGGAAGGACGAGGUUUCAUUAAUGCCGCCGAGCUUCGACACAUCAUGACAAAUUUGGGCGAAAAGCUGACAGACGACGAAGUGGAAGAGAUGAUCCGAGAAGCGAAUCCCGACGAGAAGAGUCGCAUUAAUUACGUGGAAUUUGUGCGAAGAAUGGGGAGAAAAGAAUUUCAAUGUCUAUGGGGAUGGAUGUCCUCCGCUGGUCCUGGGGAGUUGGUCUGCAUAGACGGUCACCUCACCGCCGUGCAAUACAUCGAAAUCCUCGAGCAGAUGUUAUUGCCGACGGUGAGGGCCGUCUACGGAGAAGAACGUUUCUUCUUCGUCCAUGACCGCUCCCCGGUGCACACAGCUGGCAUCGUGAAAAGAUGGCUAGAACAACAGCCGCAAGUUGCGGACAUGGGAUGGCCGGGGAGAGGGGCGGACCUCAACCCAAUUGAACAUGUUUGGUCUGAGCUCGCCCGCGGCCCCAUUAACGCAGCCAAUCCCAACGAACUUUGGGACAUCGUCUCUGUUCGUUGGGAAAAGCUGCGCGAGGGCAUGCUUUGUCAAAAUCUUGUGGCAAGCAUGCCCGCGCGUCUUAAUGCGGUCGGGGACGAAGUAGGGAAAGGAAUUAAGAUGGUCGAUGCUUUGACAGAAGAGCGUAUCUCCGAAUUCAAGGAAGCCUUUGCGCUAUUUGAUAGAGAAGGAAAAGGCCACAUUCCGGUGUCAGAACUGGGAAAGUUGAUGAGAUCCUUGGGCUAUAGUCCAACGGAAGCGGAGAUUCAAGAAAUAAAAGAAGAAAUCGACCCGGACGGGAACGGAAUCCUGGAAUUUACCGACUUUCUAGUGCUGAUGACGAAAAUGAUGAGAGACGAAGACGACGAGGAAGAGAUAGUCGAGGCUUUCAAAGUCUUCGACAAGGAAGGACGAGGUUUCAUUAAUGCCGCCGAGCUUCGACACAUCAUGACAAAUUUGGGCGAAAAGCUGACAGACGACGAAGUGGAAGAGAUGAUCCGAGAAGCGAAUCCCGACGAGAAGAGUCGCAUUAAUUACGUGGAAUUUGUGCGAAGAAUGGGGAGAAAAGAAUUUCAAUUUUGAAUCGCAGAAAAAUAUUUGUAACCAAAUUCUAAAAAUUUUUGAUUAAUCAUUUCGUUAAAAUAAAAUUACUUUGUG
Centruroides sculpturatus (bark scorpion) is the source of this 1468-nucleotide messenger RNA. RefSeq lists its product as uncharacterized. The record is from RefSeq and is a predicted model, not a curated record. Gene Ontology annotation, molecular function: calcium ion binding; nucleic acid binding. Gene Ontology annotation, cellular component: myosin II complex. The coding region runs from base 35 to 1393 and encodes 452 amino acids. The transcript is spliced from 3 exons. NCBI's taxonomy places the organism in Eukaryota, Metazoa, Arthropoda, Arachnida, Scorpiones, Buthidae.